Messenger RNA from Mycena citricolor, 2541 nucleotides. Lineage: Eukaryota; Fungi; Basidiomycota; Agaricomycetes; Agaricales; Mycenaceae. The record is from the annotation of a GenBank genome assembly.
AAGCGGCCGAGGGUGUUGCCGUUGCUCCUGACUGAUAAACGGUGAGCUCUGACUGGCAAGUUCAGAUGGCCGGGUGUCAGUCGGAACCUUGGGCUUCCUGUCAGUGUUAGGCUACGCGACAAUUUACAUAGCACCCUGUGUCACCAGGAAAAAUGCAGAACGUACAAUCAAGUCAGCGCUAAGUACACGGAAUGCAUGCGAUGGGUCGGGCGUGAUGGCAUCAAUCUGAUCACGCACGCCGAUCCAAAAUAAAUGCCGAUCACACGCACUGACCUCCGCCCAUAUGUUCUCGACUCGACAAUGGUCUCCACGCACCAAAUCGCUGGAAGGGCACCAGCUGCAGUCCCUGAGCCUAUGUCAUUUCGCGACUAGACCUGAAGUUUAUCCUGACCUCAAGCUCAUGCAGCAAGCCAAUCUCGGUCACUGGGAUGACGGGUUUGGAAGGCCAUCAUGACCGAGAUCUUCCAUCCUUGGAAACGAUUGCCUGGACCGGUCCAUGAAUCGCUAGUCUAUUUGAAUGCUGGAGGCAAGUCUCCAAGCCGCCGGUUUCCCUCCUCUCAUUGACGAAGCCCUGCUGCCUCAAUCUUCUCGUACUCGAAAGCUACUUGUAAUCGCAUCCGCACACACACGCCUACCAUGGAUCCCUCCCCACCUGGCGCGAGCUAUCUGCAGCGCAACAAGACCGAGCGUGGUCGGUUGCAGGGUCUGCAGCAGAUCGACUCGUCCUCGGCAAGACCAGCCGUGCAGCCCAACGCAGUAUCGACUUGGAGUGUGUGGCUCAUCAACGAGGGACACCACAAGAUCUUCUUCGCCGUCUUCAUUGUGCUGCAUCUGGUCGCGCUCAUCCUGGCGUCGAUCCACUACAGCUUGAAAGACAACCUUUUCGGCGCGCGGGCUGAGUUCGGACCCACCUUCGUCAUUGCUCGUGCGGCUGCCGUGCUCCUACACAUCGACGUCAUCUUCAUUCUCCUCCCAAUCUGCCGCAACUUUGUCUCCGUGCUCCGCCGGACGCCGCUGGGAACAGUGAUACCGUUCGACGAAAACCUGACACUCCACAAGGCGACGGGCUGGUCCAUAUUCAUCUGGUCGCUAGUACACACACUCGCACACAUCGUCAAUCUUUACCGGCUCACGAGAGCUGACACCUCCCUCAAGACGAUCGGUGCGCGCGUCGCUUUCUUCCUGUAUGCCAAUGUCAUCAUCGGGCCUCUCUGGACGGGCUGGCUGAUGUGGGUAUGCUUGGGUGUGAUGGUGUGGUAUGCAAUGGAGAAACGGCGACGUCAGGCGAACGGCGGAUUCGAAAAGUUCUGGUACACGCACCAUCUCUUCAUUCCUUUCUUCCUGCUGUGGCAAUUCCACGGCAUGUUCUGCAUGAUCAAACCUGACCGCCCGCCGUACUGCUCGUUCAAUACAAUCGGUGUCUUUUGGCGGUACUGGAUCGUCGGGGGUCUGAUCUGGAUCUACGAGCGUGUGCUGCGUGAAGUGCGUUCGCGACAUUCGACGCACCUGUCCAAGAUUAUCCAGCACCCGUCCAAUGUCAUGGAGCUGCAAAUCAAGAAGGAGAAGACCACAACACGGGCGGGCCAAUACAUCUUCAUCAACUGCCCUGAGGUCUCGUACUGGCAGUGGCACCCCUUCACGCUCACUAGCGCUCCCCAGGAAGAUUACAUCUCCGUGCACGUCCGUGUGGAAGGCGACUGGACAACUGCCAUGGCAGAGGCCGUCGGUUGUGAUUUCCCGAAGAAAGGAGCCAAAGGCGCGUCCGAAAGCAAGGUUGUGCCGCCUCCGAUGGGUCGCGCGUUGCCACGAGUGAUGGUCGACGGACCGUUUGGCACAUGUUCGGAGGAAUUCUUGAACUAUGAGACCGUUCUGCUCGUCGGUGCAGGUAUUGGUGUCACACCCUUUGCUUCCAUUCUAAAAGCGAUUUGGUACCGAAUGAACAGCAUCGGCGGUGCUAAGCCCACACGAUUGUCCAAAGUGUACUUCACUUGGGUCAUCCGCGACUUUGGCACAGCGGAGUGGUUCCACUCGCUGCUACAAGCCAUCGAGACGCAGGACACCCAGAACCGGAUCGAGAUUAACAUCUACCUUACCCAGAAGAUCAAGGAGGAUGACAUGAACAACAUCAUCGUGCACGAUGUGGGUGCCGAGAAGGACGCAAUCACCUCUCUCCGUGCGCCGACGCACUUCGGGCGACCGAACUGGGACAAGAUCUUUUCGUCUAUCAGCCAGAAACACCCAGAGUCCGACGUUGGGGUGUUCUUCUGCGGCCCGGUAGCUAUCGCCAACACCCUCGGCGAGAAAUGCAACGCAUACAGCAGGGACGAGGGAACGCGUUUCUUCUUCGGCAAGGAGAACUUCUAGAUGUUUUGAUCUGCGCUCGUGUACUUCUAAUUGUAGCUAAUUCCCAGGUCAUCCAUUCUUACAUAUCAGUGGUGGCAAUCUCGUCGUUAUUUGCGGAGAGAAUCCGUGUAGGCAUGGUAUCAUGUAUAUAUAUCCACUCCACUUUCUCGCAACGCUUCGGUGGAGACAGUUGCCCAC